Trypanosoma grayi is the source of this 612-nucleotide messenger RNA. RefSeq names its product putative 5-3 exonuclease XRNA. Bases 1 to 612 code for a protein of 203 amino acids. NCBI's taxonomy places the organism in Eukaryota, Euglenozoa, Kinetoplastea, Trypanosomatida, Trypanosomatidae. The transcript has a single exon. The record is from RefSeq and is a predicted model, not a curated record.
AUGGCAUCGCAGCCUUCUCCGUUGUCGUCAUCUGUCAGCGCGUACCGCACAGCCGCAUCACCUUCUGCCGCUGUGACUUUAAGUGGAGGUGCUGGCGGCAUUCGACUGGCGGAUCUCGUCGGUAAACUGAAUGCAUCACCGGCAUCUGUUCCGCCCGAACCCAGCAGCAAUGCCUUGGUGUUUUCACCGAAAACAGGAGUAGCGGCAGCACCAGCACCAGCACCAGCACCAGCAGAGGAGCGGAAGCUGCGUGCGUCACCAGCGACUACAAAGGCCGCCACUAUCUCCACUGCUGUCCCCCCGAACAACACUAUUAAUAACAACAGCAACACUAAGAGUAACAAUGGCUCCAGCGGUGGCAGCAGCGUUAACAACAACAACAACAACAGCGGCAGCGGUGGCGGUGGCAAUGCUGCAGCCAUGGCUGUGCCGCGGUCUGGCACCAGCAAAGACAACAAUAGCAGCGCCAAGCCAAAGGUAGUGUUCACCAUUCCGCGAGAGAUCGCGAAUGGCGAGUUCGUCAUUCGCCGUGGUGAGGCGCUGCCGUUCUUCCGACGGCUGAUGAAGAUGCGCCUCUCGGAGGAGCUCAACAAGGCAGUGGCACGUGAGUAG